Messenger RNA from Paramormyrops kingsleyae, 3316 nucleotides. It is a transcript of the gene ddx19a, whose product is annotated as DEAD-box helicase 19a. Gene Ontology annotation, molecular function: nucleic acid binding; ATP binding; RNA helicase activity. Lineage: Eukaryota; Metazoa; Chordata; Actinopteri; Osteoglossiformes; Mormyridae. The record is from RefSeq and is a predicted model, not a curated record.
GUAAUAGCGGACGUCCACCUAGCGUCAGCCUUUCUCUUUCGCAUCGUCGGGCAUCCGGAAAGAAGUGUGUUCUCUUUGGCAUCCCAUUAAAUCACUUAGCAGCGUAACCUGACAUAUACUUUGAGCAAUCGUUAAUCGGAAAAUGGCGACAGAUUCCUGGGCCCUGGCUGUGGACGAGCAGGAAGCUGCAGCAGAAUCACUUAGUAGCUUGCAGAUAAGAGAGAAUGAAGACAGAUCAAGAGCAGAAGCAAAUGGAACCACAAAGACAGAUGAUGAUGGGGAUAAACCAGAUGAAGAUGACAAAGAGGACAGAGCCGCACAGUCACUUUUGAACAAGCUGAUUCGCAGUAACCUGGUAAACACAACCAAUCAGGUGGAAGUUCUUCAAAGGGAUCCAAACUCUCCACUCUACUCUGUCAAGUCUUUUGAAGAGCUUCGACUGAAGUCCCAACUGCUUCAGGGUGUGUAUGCUAUGGGUUUCAACAGACCUUCUAAAAUCCAGGAGAACGCCUUGCCCAUGAUGCUUGCAGAACCGCCUCAGAACCUGAUUGCUCAGUCGCAGUCUGGCACAGGCAAAACAGCUGCCUUUGUACUGGCCAUGCUGAGUCGUGUGGAUCCCAGUAACAAGUGGCCUCAGUGUCUGUGUGUGUCCCCAACUUACGAGCUAGCCUUACAGACGGGAAAAGUCAUCGAACAGAUGGGGAAGUUUUACCCUGAUGUUAAACUGCAGUAUGCCAUCCGAGGCAAUAAAUUGGACCGUGGGAUGAAGAUACAGGAGCAUAUUGUUAUUGGCACCCCUGGCACAGUGCUGGACUGGUGUAUUAAGCUCAAGUUCAUUGACCCCAAGAAGAUUAAGGUGUUUGUGCUCGAUGAAGCUGAUGUCAUGAUUGCCACACAAGGCCACCAGGACCAAAGUAUUCGCAUCCAGAGGACAUUGCCUAAGGACUGUCAGAUGUUGCUGUUCUCUGCCACAUUUGAAGACUCUGUCUGGAAGUUUGCUCAAAGGAUUGUGCCCGAUCCCAACAUCAUCAAGCUAAAGCGUGAGGAAGAGACGCUGGACACCAUCAAACAGUACUAUGUGCUCUGCAAUAACAAGGAGGAGAAGUUUAUGGCACUUUGCAAUAUCUACGGAGCAAUCACCAUUGCACAGGCCAUGAUCUUUUGUCAUACUCGGAAAACUGCUGGCUGGCUGGCAGGAGAGCUGUCCAAGGAAGGUCACCAGGUGGCGCUGCUCAGUGGGGAAAUGGUGGUGGAGCAGAGAGCCGCAGUCAUCGAUCGCUUCCGAGAAGGCAAAGAGAAAGUGUUGGUCACCACCAAUGUGUGUGCCAGGGGAAUCGAUGUGGAGCAGGUGUCUGUAGUGAUUAAUUUCGACCUCCCAGUGGACAAAGACGGGAACCCAGACAAUGAGACCUACCUACACCGGAUUGGCCGCACUGGGCGUUUUGGCAAGAGGGGAUUGGCUAUUAACAUGGUAGACAGCAAGAUGAGUAUGAACAUCCUUAGUCGCAUCCAAGAACACUUCAACAAGAAGAUUGCAAGAUUGGACACAGAUGACCUUGAUGAAAUUGAGAAAAUUGCCAGCUAAGGAGCUGGUGGCACCCCCCCCCCCCCCCCCCCCCCCCCCCCGGCCACGCUGUUAGCACGUUACCUCAUAUUAAAUUUUUGCAGUUUGACUUUAAGUACCUUGUAGAGACUAUUUUAUUUUGAAAACUACAAGACAGAAGUAAUGUUUACAUUUGGAUUAUUUAAUUAGGUCUUAGCCUAGCCUUAAAAGAAAAGUGUUUUAAACUUCAGGUUCGUAACUACAUGCCAAAUAGAUUCAAUUCUGAAUGGGUGCGACAUUGUGGAGUUGGGUUUGGUUUUUUGUCUCAUUUUCCUUUUCCCCCUUUUUCCCCUCCUUUGGUUGUAAAACUACAUGUAACCAGUCUUUUUUCCCUCUAUCUUAGGUCACAUGCCCUGCUAUAUGAAGUGUAGCUGUUCAUUUGGUCAAAUAUCUCAAACAGAAUUCUGCUGAGACUUUUGUAUUUCAUUUAAUCUCGCUGUAAUUGUGCUGUAAAUUAUAGGAGCAAAUGUGUAUAUAUAUUUUCUUCUUAAAUAGCUUUCAGUACAACAAAAAAUACAAACAGAAGCUAGAGAACUGGAGGCUAAAAACAAGCAACUCGGUCGUCUUUGUUGCACACUCUAGAUGGACUGCAUUGGGUCUCUUUGAAGAGCGUGGGUCCUCGGCACCAAUCUGCAUUACACGGGGAAACGUGUGGGCCUUCUCUCUUUACUGCACCACAGCUUUUCAUAUAAAGAUUGACAGACCAGAAAUUUAGCUGUGUUAAUUACCUUUGGGUCUUCCAAAUCUGAAUGACCGGGCCUAAUUUCUGCUAUGGUGAGAGAGAGAAUCUUGAAUACCAGCUGAACUCUGCUUAAACCAUCAAUCUGAACCAAUUCUCUGUCUGUGUACUGGUUAGUCAGGUUACUGUAUUUGGAUCAGCUGUGACUACACAGUAAACCAAAUUUUGCACAUCGAGCAGUGGCAUUAUCAUGUAAUACAUAUGCACUUCUAAAAAACGACAGAUUAUAUAGAAAUGUAUUGAAUGUGGCCAAGUUUGUGGCAUAUUAGUAAAACAUUCCUAUUAAUACCGUAUUACACAGGUUAAACACGAUUCUUCUCACCUGCGAAUGAAAGGGGGUAUAUAAGCUUCAUAAAACCAGAUUUCUGAUGUAAUCUAUGUGUAGGUUUUAAUAAGUAGUCCAGUAUUACUAUUAUACAAGGUGGGCCAUUGAUGUACAAACUGAUACCUUCACAAGGAGAACAUGUUUAUUUUGACGCUACUUUCUGAAAUUAGUUUCCCUCCACUCUCACUAUAAAUGGCCUAUAACUGAAUACAUUUGUCAUUUUUUGUAACCACUUUUCCUUGCAACAUUGACUAAAGAGUUCUGUUCAAAAGACAGGAAUUCCUACACUUUUACCAAGUAAAAAUAGGAGUUUAUAAUGUACCGUAUGAAACCUAAAAAUUAGGCAGUAAUAUUUAACUGCAGUGAUUUGUUAAAAAAAAAAAAUGGGGCAAAUAGCAUCAAUUCAUGUUACAAUUUUUUGUACUGCAGUGUAUGCAUUUUUAUUCGGACUAAAAUUGGAUGUUGACUUUAUUUGCAGAUGCUAUGAGAGAGUGCUUGAGUGAAAUUAGUUUUAAAUGCCUGAAUUUACUAUAGCUGUGAAACCAAUAAAUAGCAGCUCUAUAGUGCACUUGUCUUGCACUUUCUGCUCUUUGGUUUUAUGGUUAUUUCUAAAUAGUAUUUGUUGUAAUAAAGUACCAUCUUAUCGAAA